This is a messenger RNA of Rotaria socialis, 366 nucleotides long. The record is from the annotation of a GenBank genome assembly. NCBI's taxonomy places the organism in Eukaryota, Metazoa, Rotifera, Eurotatoria, Philodinida, Philodinidae.
AUGAGUGAGCAAAAAGCCAAGUCUACUGCUUCAAGUAGAAAAGCACCAUCGGGUGCUAUGCCAUCAAGACAUUGUAUGACUCAGAACUAUCUGGUCAUUUGGGUCGAUGGUAACAUCGAUGAAAACGCAGAAGACUGCUGGAAUACGCUGGCACAAUUGCGCGUAGUGGUAAGUGAAGUGAAUGUAUGCAGAACACCCGAAGAAUGUAUCGAGUUCCUCAAUGAAAUGAACGAUGGAAAAGCUUUCGUCAUUUCAUCUGGGGCUUUAGGACAAAGCCUCGUAAAUGACAUUCAUGAUAUGCCAAGCGUGGAUGCUAUUUAUAUUUUUUGUGGCAACAAGGCGCGCCAUGAAGCAUGGGCAAAAUGA